Lolium perenne is the source of this 1532-nucleotide messenger RNA. RefSeq names its product protein-tyrosine-phosphatase PTP1. The record is from RefSeq and is a predicted model, not a curated record. Gene Ontology annotation, biological process: protein dephosphorylation. Lineage: Eukaryota; Viridiplantae; Streptophyta; Magnoliopsida; Poales; Poaceae. Gene Ontology annotation, molecular function: protein tyrosine phosphatase activity.
AUUCCAAGGAUUCCUAUUCUCCAAUUUUUCAUUUGGAAACCUCAAAUCAGUGAGCCCCUUAAAUUUCGAGGACACAGUUCAGCGCAAACCACCACCCGACGAGCCCGACCAGUCCCCGUCUCCGCGACCGCGUCCUUCUCCAAGCGCCGCCGUGAGCCCGCUUUCGCAGCCACCGGGAACGCGAUGAGCUCCCGCAGCGGCGGCGGCGGCAGUCUCCGCGAUAGGCUGAGGGCCGUCUCCCGCCUCGCCGGAUCCGGCUUCCGCCGGCCGCAGGCGGAGGCGCAGUGCUCCACGGGUCCGGUCCCCGGGGCUGCGUUCGACUUGGAGGCCGAUCCUCUGCCGCCGGUGCUGACGCCAGAGCAGGUCAGGCUAUGCAAGGAGGCGCUCGCGCAUUUCGAGCCCAGGAGCAAACAGCUGGAUGUCUUGUCCGACGAGUUCCAAACCCUCCAGGGCAUGAGGACAAUGCAUCCAGAGCUGAUGAAAACGUCUAAUGUAGCUCGUCAUCCUACUAAUAUGGAGAAAAACCGUUAUACUGAUGUCUUACCAUUUGACGAUACCAGGGUACAGCUAAAAUCGUCAACUACAAGUCAAUUUUCAGGCAAUGAUUACAUCAAUGCAAGCUUUCUAAAGGCUACUGAGGACAACCGAGUUUCAACAUUUAUUUCCACUCAAGGACCACUAGUCAAGACAUUCGGGGACUUCUGGCAAAUGGUUUAUGAAAAUCAAUGUCCUGUGAUUGUUAUGCUAACACAUUUCGACAGAAUUAAGUGUGAUAAGUAUCUUCCCUUGGAAAAUCGAGAAGGAACAUAUGGAAAAUAUAAUGUUAAGAUUGGGAAGACCAAAAGAGAUAACCACCAAUUAUGGUUGCGUGAUGUGGAGGUGCGGUGCAAUGAGUCAGGCAAAGUUCAUUCUGUACACCAUAUAGAAUAUCCUGAUUGGCCCGACCAUGGAGUGCCAGCCAACACUGAUGCUGUCAGACAAAUCCGAAAACGGUUGCAUGACAUUCCGAAAGAACAUCCUAUAGUUGUACAUUGCAGUGCAGGAAUCGGGAGAACUGGUGCUUAUGUCACCGUCCAUAGUUCAAUUGAGAGGAUUCUCCUUGGAGACAGAAGCUCUUAUGAUGUUGUUGAAACUGUAAGAAGAUUUAGGUCCCAACGAGUUGGAAUGGUUCAAACCGAGCAACAAUACGUGUUCUGCUACCGUGCAAUUGCUGAUGAGCUGAAAGAUCUGCUGAAGUCAAACCAUUGAGGUCGGCUGCAUGAUGUGCACACAGUGUGGCGCCACAAACAUAUACUUGUACGUUGCAUAGCUGAAGGACUAGUUUGUCGGAAGAACCAGAGUGCUGCCACUUUGUCACCCUUCUAUUUCUGUCAUAAAUCCCGUUGAAGAGCUUUGUAGCUUGUCGCUUUUGUUUGGUGCGUGAGUGUGCAAAAAUCACUUCGUCACCUCUAUUCCGAUGUGGUCUCCAAUAUUGUUAUAUUUCCUGCUUGUGGAAGAGGAUCAGUAAAGCUUAAAGAAUCUGUUGGACCGAA